Daucus carota subsp. sativus is the source of this 1279-nucleotide messenger RNA. RefSeq names its product probable aldo-keto reductase 2. Gene Ontology annotation, cellular component: cytoplasm. NCBI's taxonomy places the organism in Eukaryota, Viridiplantae, Streptophyta, Magnoliopsida, Apiales, Apiaceae. The record is from RefSeq and is a predicted model, not a curated record. Bases 51 to 1097 code for a protein of 348 amino acids. The transcript is spliced from 5 exons.
AAUCUUGAAGCACUCACACAACACAUAUUAUCUGGUAAAAGAAGAGAUCAAUGGCUCCAACUGCAGCAUUGGUGCCAAGAAUUAAGCUGGGCUCGCAGGGGCUCGAGGUUUCAGCUCAGGGUUUGGGUUGCAUGGGCAUGUCAGCUUUUUAUGGCUCAGCCAAACCCGAGUCGGAAAUGAUCAAGCUCAUUCACCAUGCAGUCACCGCCGGUGUCACGUUCCUAGAUACUUCCGACUUUUACGGGCCCCACACUAACGAAAUCCUCGUCGGAAAGGCGUUAAGAGAGUUGGGAUUAAGAGGGAAAGUUGAACUAGCUACAAAAUUCGGGUUGAGCACAAAGGAGGAUGGACAGAUUGAAAUUCGUGGAGAUCCGGAGUAUGUUCGGGCCGCUUGUGAAGCUAGUUUGACCCGACUUGGUGUUGAAUGCAUUGAUCUUUAUUAUCUCCACCGGGUUGAUAUUCGUGUUCCUAUAGAAGUUACGAUGGGAGAACUCAAAAAACUGGUUGAAGAGGGUAAAAUAAAGUACAUUGGAUUGUCCGAGGCUUCGGCCGAUACGAUUCGAAGGGCUCAUGCUGUUCAUCCCAUAACAGCUUUACAGAUGGAAUGGUCAUUGUGGUCCAGGGAUUUGGAAGUCGAUAUUAUUCCAUGCUGCAGAGAGCUUGGUAUCGGAAUUGUCCCUUACAGUCCCAUUGCGAGGGGAUUCUUUGCAUCAGGCCCCGAGCUGAUUCAGAACUUAGCUGAAGAUGACUGGCGGAAGAAUAUGCCGAGGUUCCAACCUGAAAAUCUUGAGCACAAUAAACGCGUAUAUGAGCAGUUGAGCGCAAUGGCUUCAAGGAAAGGGUGUAGUCCCUCACAGUUGGCUCUGGCCUGGGUCCAAAAUCAAGGGAAUGACGUUUCACCAAUACCUGGUACCACAAAGAUAGAGAAUUUUAACCAAAAUGUAGCAGCUCUAUCCGUGAAACUAUCAAAGGAGGAAAUGGCUGAACUGGAAUCUUUCGGUGCUGCUGAUGUUGUUAAGGGAGACCGACAUGCUUACAUGGCAUUUACCUGGUUAAAUUCCGAGACACCUCCUUUGUCCUCGUGGAAAUCUGAAUAAAAAUGUGCAAUGGUCCAAUUCCAUUACUUCUGAUCCUUGAGAAUCUUUUGGCAAUAGUGUUCUCCAGAUUUAUCUUCUAAGCAAUGCUUAAUGCUUGUUGGGUUACUUUAUUUGUCUUAUGAUAAUUAAUGAUUGUUGUUUCGAAAUUGAAGUUGAAAUAAGAGUUUUUUGCUUCCCAAUCA